Messenger RNA from Myotis brandtii (Brandt's bat), 4118 nucleotides. RefSeq names its product acid sensing (proton gated) ion channel 1 (gene ASIC1). The transcript has 10 exons. Lineage: Eukaryota; Metazoa; Chordata; Mammalia; Chiroptera; Vespertilionidae. The record is from RefSeq and is a predicted model, not a curated record. Bases 293 to 2146 code for a protein of 617 amino acids. Gene Ontology annotation, cellular component: membrane. Gene Ontology annotation, biological process: sodium ion transmembrane transport.
GCUGGCUUGGCAGAGAGCAAGGGACUAUCUAGGAUCUAGGUCCCGUCCCACCUGGAGAGGUGGGUGCCAGGUGCCCCUAGGAUUCCCCAGAUUUCCAUUCUGUCUUCAACCCUCUCAUUCCUGCUGGAGCUGGUGAUGAAAAAAGGGGCUCCGGGCCCCCUCCUCUCCAUCAGCCUCCCUUUCACCCUGCCUUCAAUUAUUCAUCAGCCCAGACACCCGCCCUCCCUGGCAGGGCAGGCCGAGCCUCUCUCCAUGCCCCGCCCCAGCUCAGCCACACUGCCACACAGGCCCGAUGAGGAAGGACACGGCCAGGGCCAGCCCUUGGCGGAGACCUGGCAGGAGGGCUGGUGGCUGGCCCUGUCAGACCCUGCCUGGGUCCACAUCUCCUUCACCUUUCUCCUGCCAAUCCCCUGGUGCCAGGCAGCCCCUGGUGAAGAUGCCAAUCCGGAUCUUCUGCUCCGUGUCAUUCUCCUCUGGAAAGGAGGCCCCCGGGCCCUCGGGAGAUGUUCAGGGUCCCCAGCAGCAGCAGCAGCAGCAGCAGCAGCAGCAGCAGCAGCAGCAGCGAGACAGCUCAGAAUCAGAAGAAGAGGAAGAAGAGAAGGAAAAGGAGGCACCCAGGAAGGAGGCCAGAGAGGGGGAUCUGCCCGAGGACUUGGUGGCCUUCGCCAGCAACUGCACCCUCCAUGGCCCCAACCACAUAUUUGUGGCAGGGGGUCCGGGGCCGAGGCAGGCCCUGUGGGCGGUGGCCUUUGUCCUGGCACUGGGGGCCUUCCUGUGCCAGGUAGGAGACCGAGUUGCCUAUUACCUCAGCUACCCUCACGUGACCCUGCUGGACGAGGUGGCCACCUCGGAGCUGGCCUUCCCCGCGGUCACCCUCUGCAACACCAACGCCGUGCGGCUGUCCCAGCUCAGCUACCCUGACCUGCUCUACCUGGCCCCUAUGCUGGGGAUGGACGAAAGUGACGACCCUGGGGUGCCCCUGGCCCCCCCGGGGCCCGAGGCCUUCUCUGGGGAGCCUUUUAACCUGCACCGCUUCUACAAUCGCUCCUGCCACCGGCUGGAGGACAUGCUGCUCUAUUGCUCCUACUGUGGGGGGCCCUGCGGCCCUCACAACUUCUCAGUGGUCUUCACACGGUAUGGAAAGUGCUACACGUUCAACUCUGGCCGAGACGGGCGUCCGCCGCUGAAGACCAUGAAGGGAGGGACGGGCAAUGGACUGGAGAUCAUGCUAGACAUCCAGCAGGACGAGUACCUGCCUGUGUGGGGGGAGACUGAUGAGACGUCCUUCGAAGCUGGCAUCAAAGUGCAGAUCCACAGUCAGGAUGAACCUCCCUUCAUCGACCAGCUGGGCUUCGGUGUGGCCCCAGGGUUCCAGACCUUUGUGGCCUGCCAGGAGCAGAGGCUCAUCUACCUGCCCCCGCCCUGGGGCACCUGCAAAGCUGUUACCAUGGACUCGGAUUUCUUCGACUCCUACAGCAUUACCGCCUGCCGCAUCGACUGUGAGACCCGCUACCUGGUGGAGAACUGUAACUGCCGCAUGGUGCACAUGCCAGGGGACGCCCCCUACUGCACUCCAGAGCAGUACAAGGAGUGUGCGGAUCCUGCUCUGGACUUCCUGGUGGAGAAGGACCAGGAGUACUGUGUGUGUGAAAUGCCCUGCAAUCUGACCCGCUAUGCCAAGGAGCUGUCCAUGGUCAAGAUCCCCAGCAAAGCAUCCGCCAAAUACCUGGCCAAGAAGUUCAACAAGUCUGAGCAGUACAUAGGGGAGAACAUCCUGGUGCUGGACAUUUUCUUUGAAGUCCUCAACUAUGAGACCAUUGAACAGAAGAAGGCCUAUGAGAUUGCAGGGCUCCUGGGUGACAUUGGGGGCCAGAUGGGGCUGUUCAUUGGCGCCAGCAUCCUCACGGUGCUGGAGCUCUUUGACUACGCCUAUGAGGUCAUUAAGCACAAGUUGUGCAGACGAGGCAAGUGCCAGAAGGAGGCCAAAAGGAGCAGCGCAGACAAGGGCGUGGCCCUCAGCCUGGAUGACGUCAAAAGACACAACCCGUGUGAGAGCCUGCGGGGCCAUCCUGCUGGGAUGACGUAUGCUGCCAACAUCCUACCUCACCAUCCGGCCCGAGGCACGUUCGAGGACUUUACCUGCUGAGCCCUGCAGGCCACUGUACCAAAGGCCUAGAUGAGGAGGGCUAGAAGAGCAAGGGGGUCCCCAAGUGCCCCCCACAUCUGCCCUGGGGACACUCUCCCCCUCCCAAGGCAGCCCCCCACUCCUGGGCAGUCCUUUCUUCUUGUCUGUGGUGAGGAAGGAGUCCUGACCAUAGAGUACUCUCCCUGUCUCUAUCCUAUUCUUUUUAUUUUUAACAAAACUAAUCUAAAAAAGAAACUAAAAAGAGAGAACUGGGCAAGUGACCUCAGGCUGCCCCUCUCUGCUCCAUGCUGCCUCCCCCAGCUCCCAGCCUGAAUCUGUCUGUCUGGCUAUCUGUCAUCCGAGUGCCCACCUACAUUCUGCUGCCACCAGUCACCAAAGCCCCCUCCUAGUAGAGGGGGGGGCGGGGUGGAGGGGAUCAUUCAGAUCUGGAAUUUGGCCCUAAACCAGAGAAUGUACCUGGAAGGGGAGGGACAGUGGUGGUGGGGGGGCUUCCCCAGCCUUAAGAGACCCUCUCAGCCCAUGACCACCUCCCAAUCGCAAGUCUCCAGGCAGGAACUAAGCCCCGCCCCCCACCCCACACAUACACCAUGUGACGUCACUAGGGAGGUAGGGGUAGGGAUCCCCUGAAGAAGUGGAGAUGGGGACAAGAUGUGGCCCUGGUGCUGUAGGCCACAUCCUGGUACCUACAAGUUCACCCCACCCCAGAGCUGCUGGAGAGAAAUCCCAAGAGGCAGCCUCCUCUACCGUCCCAUAGAAGAUACAGCUGGUUGGCUUCCAGCUCAGGGAGGGGGCACUGGUCCCGCUCCCAGGGCCCCUGCGGAGGGCCACAUCCAUAAAUUUUCUUAUGGAAUUCUCCCACGUCCUCUUUCCCAACUUCAUUUGCUUCUCUCAACAACCUCAUCUGCAUUUUCUAUUUCUAUAUGAUACAGACUCUAUAUUGCUAUAUCUCUGUAUAUACUUUUCCCUAACUCUGUCUGUCUCUGCCCCCUCCCCUCUUGUCUCUAAGAACCAUCCUCCCACCCCAAGUACCCCUUCCCAUGUUUCUGCUCCCUCCCUGGUCUCUGAAUGCCUUCACCUGUAUAAAGAGUUGGACUCUCUCCCCUGGUGUCUGUACUGUGUACACACAUCCCUCUGAGAAGCACAAGGAGACGACACGCGCAUUGUAACCUUCGCACUGUCUCGGUGGCGACAUAAAGGAAGCUGUGAAUCACAAGCUCUGCCUCUUUCUGGCCUCACCCUCUCUCCCCCUAACCCGGGCAUUCUCUGUCCUCCCUGUAGCCUUAACGUCCCCUCCCCUGCUCCUCCCACCCCAGCGUCCUCUGUAAGGCUGCCUGUGGCCUCCCAGGGGAAGGAACGGAUAGAGAGACAGCCCCCACCCAAGGGAUGGAGAUCUGCUCUGCACACCAAGCCCAGGGCUUCAAAGACAGAGGGGGCUAUGGGUCAGUGACUCCUUUGAUGGAGCAGUGGGGUUGCUGACAGGCAGAGCUGAGGUCUUCCCUCAGAGGCCUUUCCUUCCUUCUAGGGCCCAGUCCCCUUUCCUCAUCUGAUACCCAAACCCAUCACUUAUAUUUUCUGGUGAGGUAUGGUUUGGUAGUGGGAGGAAAGAGGGGACGUUGAGCGCUAUUCCUACCUUAAAGAGAAACUGAGUGAGAGAGGGAGCCUGCUGUGCCCCUCCCACUAGGCGGUCCUCCCAGGCCAGAGCCCUGCCCCUUCCCAGGCCUCCUCUGCCCAGCUAUCUCUUGGUCUCCAACCCCAGAACAGGACCUGUGGCAGGUCACCUGUGCACUGACCUGGAGCUGGAGGGUGAGGCAAUAGGAUCUUUGGGAACUUUAGUUCCUAGUAAUUCCUUAGAGAGCAGACCUCUCCAGAGGGAAGCAGGAGCAAGGCCAGGGCGUGUGCACGGGAUGGAGAACAGCAGGCAGGGCUAAGGGUGACGCAUGCCUCUGGUCUAAUAAACUGGGUUUCAACCACU